UUCGCUUUGGUGAUGACCGGUCCUAAGCCUAUAAAGACCAUAAAAAUCGUAAAAAAACGAACAAAGAAGUUUCGGCGGCAUCAAAGCGACCUUUUUAAACGACUCAGCAGUAGCUGGAGAAGACCGAGAGGUAUUGAUUCUCGCGUCAGACGCAAGUUUAAAGGCACUACUCGUCUUCCUAAAAUCGGUUAUGGUUCCAACACAAAAACUAAAUUUAUGUCAAAGGAUGGAUUUCGCCGAAUAAAUGUCCGCAAUGUAGCUGAUUUAGAGUUACUUAUGAUGCAUAAUAGAAAGUAUAGCGCCGAAAUAUGUCAUAACGUUUCCGCUAAGAAACGAGCUUUAAUCGUAGAAAGAGCUAAUCAACUUAACAUUAAGGUUGUUAACAGAAAUGCUAAACUUAGAACUGAGGAGUUGGAAUAAGUUUUUGUAUUUUUAGUUACAUUAAAAAGUAUUAUUUUGA
Messenger RNA from Zophobas morio, 460 nucleotides. RefSeq lists its product as uncharacterized. Gene Ontology annotation, molecular function: structural constituent of ribosome. NCBI's taxonomy places the organism in Eukaryota, Metazoa, Arthropoda, Insecta, Coleoptera, Tenebrionidae. Gene Ontology annotation, biological process: translation. Gene Ontology annotation, cellular component: ribosome; cytosolic large ribosomal subunit. The record is from RefSeq and is a predicted model, not a curated record. The transcript is spliced from 3 exons. The coding region runs from base 13 to 420 and encodes 135 amino acids.